Phyllopteryx taeniolatus (common seadragon) is the source of this 1505-nucleotide messenger RNA. RefSeq names its product acyl-CoA dehydrogenase short chain (gene acads). Gene Ontology annotation, cellular component: mitochondrion. NCBI's taxonomy places the organism in Eukaryota, Metazoa, Chordata, Actinopteri, Syngnathiformes, Syngnathidae. Gene Ontology annotation, biological process: fatty acid beta-oxidation using acyl-CoA dehydrogenase; butyrate catabolic process. The coding region runs from base 128 to 1348 and encodes 406 amino acids. Gene Ontology annotation, molecular function: flavin adenine dinucleotide binding. The transcript has 10 exons. The record is from RefSeq and is a predicted model, not a curated record.
CGCGCGCACACUUAACUCCCCCCCCAACCCUAAAGCACCAUGCGGCCAAUAUUUCACUAUGCGCUUGCAGUACGCGAUGUGUCGUAAUCCCGACGGUCCGUGAAGGAGGCACAGCGUAGGAGCAAACAUGGCGGCGCUGCUCCGCAAAGCGAACGCAGCUGUCGGCGUGUGGGUGCGCGGCCGUCGCGGCGUGGCUCAGCUCGCCGAGCUUCCAGAAACUCAUCACAUGCUGCGGCAGACGUGUCGAGACUUCGCCGAUCGCGAACUGACACCCAUCGCCGCCCGGCUGGACAAAGAGCAGACGUACCCAGCGCAGCAGAUCUUGGAGCUGGGCGCCAUGGGCGUGAUGGCCACGGAGGUCCCCGAGGAGCUGGGCGGCGCCGGCAUGGACUACCUGGCGUACAGCGUGGCCGUGGAGGAAAUCAGUCGCGGCUGUGCCAGCACCGGCGUGGUCGUCUCCGUCAACAACUCUCUGUACUUGGGUCCAAUCCUGAAGUUUGGUUCCGAGGAACAGAAGCAGAAGUGGAUCGCACCUUUCACCAGCGGCCACCGGGUGGGCUGUUUCGCCCUCAGCGAACCAGGCAACGGCAGCGACGCGGGCGCCGCGUCCACGGUGGCGCAUCAGGACGGCGACCAUUGGGUCCUGAACGGCACCAAAGCGUGGAUCACCAACAGCUGGGAUGCCGCCGCCGCCGUUGUCUUCGCCACCACCGACAGGAAGCUCAAGCACAAGGGCAUCAGCGCCUUCCUGGUGCCCAUGCCCCACCCGGGCCUGUCGCUGGGCAAGAAGGAGGACAAGCUGGGCAUCAAGGCGUCGUCCACCGCCAACAUCAUCCUGGAGGACUGCAGGAUCCCGCUGGACCACAUGCUGGGCCCUCGUGGCGCCGGAUUCAAGAUCGCCAUGCAAACUCUGGACAGCGGGCGCAUCGGCAUCGCUGCGCAGGCGCUGGGCAUCGCUCAGGCGUCGCUGGACUGCGCCGCCGAUUACGCGCACAAACGACUCGCCUUCGGGGCGCCCAUCGGGAAGCUGCAAGCCAUCCAGUUCAAGCUGGCCGACAUGGCGCUGGCCCUCGAGAGCGCUCGCCUGCUCACGUGGAAGGCGGCCCUCCUGCGCGACGCCAAGCGGCCCUUCACCAAGGAAGCCGCCAUGGCCAAACUAGCCGCGUCCGAGGCCGCCACGUUCUGUUCCCACCAGGCCAUCCAGGUUCUGGGCGGGAUGGGUUACGUGACGGACAUGCCCGCCGAGCGCCACUACCGCGACGCCCGCAUCACGGAGAUCUACGAGGGCACCAGCGAGAUCCAGAGACUGGUCAUCGCCGGACAGCUACUCAAGGAUUACGCAAACUAGCUGGACACCAAAAGCCGAACCUUCUGCUUGCGCCAUCUUGCACCGGUGACUGGAACAUAAACAACAUCAACAAACACGAGGAAGCGCCCAUAAUGCACACCGUGCUCAUGCUGCCUUUUUUUUUUUUUUUUUUUUUUUGGAACACUAAACAUGAAAA